AUGAGUAAAUCCUUUACUCCUAAAGCUAGUUGCAGUUAUAAUGCUAGUGACUCUGACCCAUAUAUGACUGAUGAGGAUUCUGAUUAUGAACCCCCAAGUGUACCCCACCUUAACGUUAAUCAGAGCCAGCAUGUUAGUGAAUUAUUAGAGAAUAAUAGUUCAGACAGUGCUCAUGUUACUCCUAAAAGAACGAGAAAGAGAAGGUUGAAUAUUAAAGGCCAUAAAAAACAAAUUAGGAAAAAUGCGAGACUGCAGGGUUUGGAAUAUGAGACUGCAAAGGGGAAAAAGGUUAUGAAAAAGGAAUUGAAAGCCUAUGAACACAGAUGUAGAUAUAAAUGUCAUGAAAUAAACGAAGCAGAUAGACAGAUGUUGUUCACAAGAUUUUAUCAACUCAAAAAUACUACUCUUGAAGACAGUGAUGAUGCGAAGGUAGUAAGUAGUAAUAUUUUGAUUCCACAAAAAUAUAUUGAUUCUGACAUAGAGGAGGAUUUGGAAGACUUUUCAAUUCCAGUUAAGAAGGUAAUUGUGGAAAAUAUUCCAGAUUUAAGGGACACUCAUAACUAUAUCAACCUUGUUAACGUUAAAAGUUCUGAAGAGAUAAUAAAUAAAUUUGAUGUUUUAUCUGAUCUCCAGUUACAUAGCGAAGAAACAAAUGCAGUUAUCGAAGAAGAACAAGAAGAAGAAGAAGAAAUACAGUCAGGAAACGCAGAAGAAACACGUGCCUCUAAAGAAGUAGCGAAUGGUUUAUCUGAAGAAGAAUUAUUAGAACUCGCUUUUAACAGUGAUUCAGACAAAAACUUUGAUGCUGAAUCAGAGAACAGCUACUGGUGGGAGAAUAUUUGCGAACCGACGUGCAGUGGUAGUGAGAAAAACCAUGACAGUUCAGAAAGUGACACCGAGAUAUUCCACAACCCAAAAGACGAAAAAUAA
Messenger RNA from Diabrotica balteata, 930 nucleotides. NCBI's taxonomy places the organism in Eukaryota, Metazoa, Arthropoda, Insecta, Coleoptera, Chrysomelidae. The record is from the annotation of a GenBank genome assembly.